Messenger RNA from Dentiscutata heterogama, 336 nucleotides. The record is from the annotation of a GenBank genome assembly. Lineage: Eukaryota; Fungi; Glomeromycota; Glomeromycetes; Diversisporales; Gigasporaceae.
AUGCCAUUCUCUCCAAGUAAAAUGUAUGAAACUGACAACACACGGCUUUUGAAGGUUCCAGAGUUCGAAAAAAAUUUGCUCAUUUCACCACCAGGGUCACCACCAGUUGGUUGGAUUCAAAGUCAAUUUACGUUAGAUGAUAAGAUUGAGCCAGGAAGCAAAGAUUCACAUAAUGAUUCACGAAAUAAUGCGCCUAUAUUAAUUGUUGUACCCAGUGAUACCGAUGUAGAUAAUAAUACCAAAUACGAAAAUAAUCCUGACGUUCCUUUUAUUCUUAUUCAAAACUGGGACGAUUCUCCGCCCCCUAGUACAAAAACAAAAAAACCGAAUCUUUAA